Messenger RNA from Pisolithus orientalis, 198 nucleotides. RefSeq lists its product as uncharacterized. Lineage: Eukaryota; Fungi; Basidiomycota; Agaricomycetes; Boletales; Pisolithaceae. The transcript has a single exon. The annotation marks the transcript as partial. The record is from RefSeq and is a predicted model, not a curated record.
CUCCCCACGAAAGCCAGCAUGGAGGACCCAAACCUAGCUAUCCGACCUGAUUUCUCCUCAGAGGAGUACAAUGAGGCAUGCCUUCAUUUGAUCAGUGACACUGUAGACAAUGAACAGGCAGCCCACAUCCUGGGCACCCUCUGGGAGAUCAACAACAACAGAGAAAAUGCACAUUGGACUGUGUGCAAAGCAGAGGAA